Pyricularia pennisetigena is the source of this 1959-nucleotide messenger RNA. RefSeq lists its product as uncharacterized. The transcript is spliced from 3 exons. The coding region runs from base 1 to 1959 and encodes 652 amino acids. Gene Ontology annotation, biological process: nucleoside metabolic process. Lineage: Eukaryota; Fungi; Ascomycota; Sordariomycetes; Magnaporthales; Pyriculariaceae. The record is from RefSeq and is a predicted model, not a curated record. Gene Ontology annotation, molecular function: catalytic activity.
AUGUCGGAUUAUUCAAAAUACACUAUUGGGUGGAUCACAGCUAUUGAACCCGAGUAUAUCGCCGCUCGACAGUUCCUUGACGAUGGACCUACCAAUCUAAACGUCCCGAACGACCCCAACCAGUACAGUCUCGGGCGAGUUCAUAACCAUAAUGUCGUCAUCGUCCGCCUCCCUCACGAGGAAUAUGGCGUAGAUGUCGCAGCAGCCGUAACGGCACACAUGCUGCAAACCUUCCCCAACAUUCGUCUGGGGUUAAUGGUUGGCAUUGCAGGCGGUGCACCGGGUCCCAAGCACGACAUACGCCUAGGCGACGUUGUGGUUGGCACAGGCCACGAGGGCCAAGGCGGCGUAUUCCAAUACGAUUUCGGAAAGACGAUCCAAGAUCAAGCAUUUCGUCACACUCGACUCCUGGCGUCGGCAAACAGAACUCUUCGGGCGGCAGUCGGCCAACUAAAAGUGCAGCACCGAGAGAACGGACAUACGUUUGACAAGCAAAUCGAAACGCUAUUGCAAACAAAACGACGCCUCCGAAAAGAAUAUUCUCGCCCAAACGCCUCACAGGACAAACUCUAUCGAUCCAAUGUCGUCCACCCUGAAGGCUCGUCGGGCUAUUGCGUCGACAACGUCGAGCGAGCGGUACCCAAGAUCGAGAAAAUCAACCGCGAUAUUGCCUUUAUGAGAUUGCCAACCGCAAAUGGCGCUACGUUCGAUGACCACGCGAACGAACACGACCCCGCCUGCCACCCCGACACCCGCUUCGAAAAGCUCUUCUUAGAGCCGUUGAACAAAUGCAACGGCGCCAAUUUCCAGCCGCUCCUUGUGGUGGUGGAUGCCCUUGACGAAUGCGAUCGAGAAGAAGAUGUAACUACUCUUAUUCGUCUUUUUCCCAAAGCUGAGGAAGCGAAAUCUUACCAUCUCCGGUUUUUCGUUACCAGCAGACCCGAGUUGCCUAUCCGCCUUGGCUUUAAAGAUAUUGGCGACAAAUAUAAAGACUUGGCUCUCCACGAGGUUCCUGAGUCUGAUAUAACAAAGGACAUUUCUACAUUUCUACGCUUUGAGUUAGAUCGCAUUCGGCAAGAUUUUAACAAAACUGUGCCGAGACCAGGGUUGACGCCCGAUUGGCCCCCACUCGCGAGUCUUAAGGAUCUUGUCAAUAUGGCUGUACCGUUGUUCAUUUUUGCAUCGACGGCUUGCCGUUUCAUUGCCGAUAGCGAAUUUGGCAAUCCUUGGGAGCAGCUAAAUAAAAUCCUUAAAUAUGAAGGAAAAGGCCAGCGGUCUCGGCUUCACGCGACAUAUCUCCCGAUCCUGAACCAGCUUCUUCUACAACGUACGAAUUUAGGGUUGGUAGAACGCACGAAGAGCGAACAAGCCGAAAUAGUUGAAUGGUUCCGCGAUAUUGUCGGAACCAUCGUAAUUCUUGCCGACCCUCUCCCCUCCGCAUCAUUGGCAUGCGUUCUAGAUCGAACAGAGCUCGACGUUACCUCGAAGCUGCGCAGGCUGCACUCUGUUCUCAAUAUUUCGGAUGAUCCACUCGCCCCCGUGAAAUUACUCCACCUGUCUUUUCGCGAUUUCCUCGCCGACAACGAAAAUCACGAUGGGAACCUCUUUUGGGUCGACGCUCAAAAAACCCACAAACAACUGGCGAAGCGUUGCCUCAAACUAUUAUCAACUAGCGACAACCUCAAAAAAGACGUCUGCAAUCUACGUAAACCUGGGAUAUCCCGGUCCGAGAUUAGUGAGCAAAUUAUCAGUACUGCCCUGCCACGGGACGUCCAAUAUGCCUGUCGCUAUUGGGUAUACCAUUGGAAGGAGAGCAAAGUACGGAUACGAGACGACGAUAUUGUCCACGGGUUUCUGGCGAAGCAUUUGCUUCACUGGCUUGAAGUAUUGGGCAUUAUAGGGCGGAUCCGGGAGAGCGCAGCAGGGCGUUGGAUAGGUUUGACUGCGUACGGUACCUAG